AUGAUGGAGGAGGAGGAACUGGAGUUCGUAGAAGAGCUGGAAGCCGUGCUGCAGCUCACGCCCGACGUGCAGCUCGCCAUCGAGCAGGUAUUUCCAAGCCAGGAUCCUCUAGAUCGAGCAGAUUUCAAUGCUGUGGAGUAUAUCAACACCCUGUUCCCAACAGAACAAUCUCUGGCAAACAUUGAUGAAGUCGUGAACAAAAUUAGGCUGAAAAUAAGGAGACUGGAUGACAACAUUCGAACUGUUGUAAGAGGUCAAACAAAUGUGGGACAGGAUGGCAGGCAAGCACUUGAAGAGGCCCAGAAAGCGAUACAGCAGCUCUUCGGAAAAAUCAAAGAUAUCAAAGACAAAGCAGAAAAAUCAGAGCAAAUGGUAAAGGAAAUCACCCGCGACAUUAAGCAGUUAGAUCAUGCCAAACGCCACCUGACCACCUCGAUCACAACGCUGAACCACCUGCACAUGCUGGCGGGUGGCGUGGAUUCCCUCGAAGCCAUGACCAGGCGAAGGCAGUACGGAGAAGUUGCUAAUCUUCUUCAGGGCGUAAUGAAUGUUCUGGAGCACUUCCACAAAUAUAUGGGCAUUCCACAGAUUCGGCAGCUUUCUGAAAGAGUGAAGGCGGCCCAGACUGAGUUAGGACAGCAAAUCCUGGCCGAUUUUGAAGAAGCUUUUCCUUCCCAGGGCACCAAGAGGCCAGGAGGACCCAGCAACGUUCUACGAGAUGCAUGUCAGGUUGCUAAUAUCUUGGACCCCAGAAUCAAACAGGAAAUCAUCAAAAAGUUUAUUAAACAGCAUCUGUCAGAGUACCUAGUACUUUUUCAAGAAAAUCAAGAUGUUGCCUGGCUGGACAAAAUCGACCGUCGCUAUGCCUGGAUCAAACGCCAGCUCGUGGACUACGAGGAGAAAUAUGGCCGAAUGUUCCCACGUGAGUGGUACAUGGCGGAGAGAAUUGCCGUAGAAUUUUGCCACAUCACAAGGACAGAACUUGCCAAGAUCAUGCGUACAAGAGCUAAGGAAAUUGAAGUGAAAUUGCUUCUCUUUGCUAUUCAAAGAACGACUAACUUUGAGGGGUUUCUUGCAAAACGUUUUUCCGGGUGCACCCUGACAGAUGGAACGCUGAAAAAACUUGAAUCUCCACCUGCUUCCACCAAUCCCUUCCUGGAAGAUGAGCCAGCAGCAGAGAUGGAGGAACUGGUGAUGGAGAAAGGAGAUUUAGAGCAACCUAAGAAGCCUAAAGCCCCAGACAAUCCAUUUCAUGGCAUUGUUUCCAAGUGUUUUGAGCCGCAUCUCUACGUGUAUAUUGAAUCCCAGGACAAAAACCUUGGAGAGCUGAUAGAUCGGUUUGUGGCCGAUUUCAAGGCCCAGGGCCCACCUAAGCCCAACACGGACGAGGGAGGUGCCGUGCUCCCCAGCUGCGCUGACCUCUUCGUCUACUACAAGAAGUGCAUGGUGCAGUGCUCGCAGCUCAGUACCGGCGAGCCCAUGAUCGCCCUGACCACCAUUUUCCAGAAGUACCUCCGUGAAUACGCCUGGAAAAUCCUCUCUGGCAACCUGCCCAAAACCACAAGCAGCAGCGGCGGGCUGACCAUCAGCAGCCUGCUCAAGGAAAAGGAAGGCUCCGAGGCGGCCAAGUUCACCCUGGAGGAGCUCUGCCUCAUCUGCAGCAUCCUGAGCACCGCAGAGUACUGCCUGGCCACCACCCAGCAGCUGGAAGAGAAACUCAAGGAGAAGGUCGACGUGAGUCUGAUUGAACGAAUCAAUCUGACUGGAGAAAUGGACACGUUCAGCACUGUCAUCUCCAGCAGCAUUCAGCUGUUGGUUCAGGACCUGGAUGCUGCCUGCGACCCUGCCCUUACGGCCAUGAGCAAGAUGCAGUGGCAGAAUGUGGAGCAUGUUGGUGACCAGAGCCCCUAUGUCACCUCGGUCAUCCUUCACAUUAAACAGAACGUCCCCAUCAUCCGUGACAACCUGGCCUCCACGCGGAAAUACUUCACGCAGUUCUGCAUUAAAUUUGCAAACUCCUUCAUUCCCAAGUUCAUCACCCACCUGUUCAAGUGCAAGCCAAUCAGCAUGGUGGGGGCAGAACAGCUGCUGCUCGACACGCACUCCCUGAAGAUGGUCCUGCUUGAUCUGCCUUCCAUCGGCUCUCAGGUGGUGAGGAAAGCCCCGGCCAGUUACACCAAGAUCGUGGUGAAAGGCAUGACCCGUGCGGAGAUGAUCCUCAAGGUUGUGAUGGCCCCUCACGAGCCAUUGGUGGUAUUUGUGGACAAUUACAUCAAGCUCCUGACAGACUGCAACACAGAAACCUUCCAGAAGAUCCUGGACAUGAAGGGGCUGAAGCGGAGCGAGCAGAGCAGCAUGCUGGAGCUCUUCCGCCAGAGGCUCCCCGCCCCGCCCUCAGGGCCGGAAGGCUCCAGCUCCCUGUCCCUCCUGGCUCCAACUCCAGAACAGGAGUCCUCGCGCAUCCGCAAACUGGAGAAACUGAUUAAAAAGAGACUGUAG
This is a messenger RNA of Rangifer tarandus platyrhynchus (Svalbard reindeer), 2499 nucleotides long. The record is from the annotation of a GenBank genome assembly. NCBI's taxonomy places the organism in Eukaryota, Metazoa, Chordata, Mammalia, Artiodactyla, Cervidae.